GCUCCGGCGCCGCCGGCCCGGGAGCUGAUCCAGCCGUCGGUGAGCGAGCUGUCCCGGGCGGUGCGCACCAACAUCCUGUGCACCGUGCGCGGCUGCGGCAAGAUCCUGCCCAACAGCCCGGCGCUCAACAUGCACCUGGUCAAGAGCCACCGGCUGCAGGACGGCAUAGUGAACCCAACAGUAAGAAAAGAUCUGAAAACUCUACCGAAGUUCUACUGCUGUCCAAUUGAAGGAUGCCCUCGGGGCCCUGACAGACCCUUUUCUCAGUUUUCUCUUGUAAAACAGCACUUUAUGAAGAUGCACGCCGAGAAGAAGCACAAGUGCAGCAAGUGCAGCAACUCCUAUGGCACAGAGUGGGACUUGAAGAGGCACGCGGAGGACUGCGGCAAGACCUUCCGGUGCACGUGCGGCUGCCCCUACGCCAGCAGGACGGCGCUGCAGUCCCACAUCUACCGCACCGGCCACGAGAUUCCCGCCGAGCACAGGGAUCCACCAAGUAAGAAAAGGAAAAUGGAGAGCAUGCACAGCCAGAAGCUGUCCAGCAAGAACCUGGACUCCCUGGUCAGUAAGCAGGCCCCUGGACCAGACGCUCAGGAGCUAGAAACUUCUGAAAUGAAGCUUGUAGCCUCUUUUGAAGACACUUGCAGUGCUAACAUCAGGAAACAGUCUCUGACAGCGCCUCCAAGGUACCCCCAAAAGUUGCUUCUACCCAAGCCCAAGGUAGCGUUGGUUAAACUGCCCGUGAUGCAGUUCUCUCCGGUGCCCGUCUUUGUGCCUGCAGCAGACCCCUCGGCCCAGCCGGUGGUGGUGGGCGUGGACCACCAGGCAGCCACCGGAGCUGUGCACCUGCUUCCCCUGUCCAUAGGAACCCUGGUUCUCGGGCUCGACUCUGAGGCGUGCUCCCUGAAGGAGAGCCUGCCUUUUCCCAAAAUCGUCAGUCCUGUUGCUGUUGAGCCAGUCAGCACAGGUGUUUAAGUGAACUUGGGCAAAAGUUCGUCUCCUCCUUUACAAGAACUCGGGAAUACAUGUCAAAAGAAUAGCAUUGCCUCCAUCAACGUCCAGACAGACCUGUCCUACACCUCCCAGAACUUCCUGCCUUCUGCACAGUGGGUCCCGCCCGAUUCCUCCGUGUCGUCUUGCUCCCAGACAGAUCUGACAUUCGGUUCUCAAGUGUCCCUGCCCGUUAGCGUCCACACGCAGACGCUGCUGCCCAGUUCCAAGGUCACAUCAUCUAUAGCUGCGCAGACUGAUGCCUUCCUUGAUGCCUGUUUCCAGUCUGCCGGCAUCUCCAGAGAGACCCAGACCAGUGGACUAGCAGCCUCUGCAGACACCCGCGUCCAGAUGGACCAAGCUGUCAUGUGCGGAGACCUUUUUGAGAGUGUCCAUCCAUCAUACAGUGUUUCCACAGACAGCAUGAUGAGUGACAGUUUAGUAGCAGACACUGUAACUCAUGGUUUGUUACCUCAGAGCCACCCAAAGACCCUGCAUCCCGAGAUGGACAAGUCCGCACCAGUUCUGAACUUCAGUGCCCAGAACAUGACUGAUAAUCAGACCCAAACCAUGGAUCUCCUUAGUGACCUGGAAACCAUCCUGUCGAGUAACCUGCCUGCUCAGACCCUGGACAACCGGAGCCUCCUGUCUGAUGCCAAUCCUGGGCCCGACACGCAGCUCCCACCUGGCCCGCCCCAGAAUCCAGGAAUCGAUUUUGAUAUUGAAGAGUUUUUUUCUGCCUCAAACAUCCAAACGCAGACGGAAGAGAGUGAAUUGAGCAGCAUGAACCCCGAGCCAGUGUUAGAGUCACUGGAUAUUGAGACCCAAACUGACUUUUUACUUGCAGAUCCCUCCUCUCAGGCCUAUGGUUGUAGGGAAAAUUCAAACUUCUUAGGCCUUGAAAUGUUUGAUACACAAACGCAGACAGACUUGAACUUUUUUUUGGAGAGUAACUCUCACCUGCCUCUGGGGAGCAUUCUGAAGCACUCCAGCUUCUCCAUGAGCACCGAUUCCUCCGACACAGAGACCCAAACCGAAGGCGUCUCCACUCUGAAGGGCUCGCCUGACCUGGAGAGCAAAGUGCAGCUCAACAGCACAGAAACUCAGACCAUGACCUCGGCCUUCGAGACCCUGGGAAGCUUGUUCUUCACGAGCAACGAAACCCAGACGGCGAUGGACGACUUCCUGCUGGCGGACUUGGCCUGGAACACCAUGGAGGCCCAGCUCAGCUCCGUGGAGACCCAGACGUGUGCGGAACUGCACACUGUCACCAACUUCUGA
Messenger RNA from Elephantulus edwardii (Cape elephant shrew), 2271 nucleotides. It is a transcript of the gene ATMIN, whose product is annotated as ATM interactor. The transcript is spliced from 4 exons. Gene Ontology annotation, molecular function: DNA-binding transcription factor activity, RNA polymerase II-specific; transcription cis-regulatory region binding. NCBI's taxonomy places the organism in Eukaryota, Metazoa, Chordata, Mammalia, Macroscelidea, Macroscelididae. Gene Ontology annotation, cellular component: nucleus. The record is from RefSeq and is a predicted model, not a curated record. Gene Ontology annotation, biological process: regulation of transcription by RNA polymerase II.